AUGCCAACUGAGACGUCCAAUGAAUGUCAUUUGCAGCUAAACGCAAAAGUACCUACAGGCUCAUUGUACUAUCCAUGGCAAUCAAAGGCUCAUUUCCUCACUGCUAUUUUGUUUGGGUCAGCACGUGUACCGUUUUCCGAACAGCAGAAGUCGGCAGUUCUUUCGCGGGCCAAGAAGCUAGGAGCUCAAGAUGUACCUGUUAUGAAUGCAGUCAAGACUACUAGGGACGCUAUUGCGAAGGAUUAUUCCAAUCCCCUCAUUUGUUAUUGGAUGCAAGAUUUUCCUGAAGAUGCUGGCGAGGGAAUGUCAGAAACAUGGCAUGGUGAUAAGUCUUUGAAAGAGGGUCGCUCACCACCAGCAGCUCGUGUAGGAGACAAUCACUUUUUUAUGGGGUCCUAUUCUUUAGCAAAGGAUGGACUAAAACACAAUCCUGCCAAGGCUAAAGAACUCUAUGCACUCGGACGUGCGGUUGAAAAAACAGAGGCUGGCUUUAUCGUGAACUGGACUGUGGACUUACAGACUAAUCCCGUGGCAGAGUCCUCUAAAAAAUAUGCAACACUUGCUCCGCAUCCACUUUGCAAGAAAGCAGAUGACCGCAUGGGAACAUCUCAAAACAGUGGCCUCUUCCCCACAUGCAGCACCCAUGGAACUGAUGCGAGCCAUGAAACAAUCAAUUGUCCAAGCUGCAAAAACUGGCAUUGCUGCCUGGGACUGACAAAAGAGUAUAAAGAAUCUGAAGUAGGAUAUAAUAGCAUUUUUGUGUCAGGAGAAGCACGCACUCCUGAGCAUACGGCUGCAGAAAUCAGCAAACAAUUUGAACUGGCAUUCAAGCCAGGUGCUACAGAGAAGAUCAAGGCCGCAACAGCAUCUACUGGUAUAAGCGACAAGACCACGGUGAAAAUCAUCGAUACAUUGGUUGAACUAGGAAAGAAGCUCUGCAAACAUCCCCCAGGUAGUUCUGCAAUGUCUGAGUCUGACAUACGGGCUGCACAGGAAAAACUACUUGGGGAAAUGCUACCUGGCGCUGAUUUUGGGGCCAUUAUCAACCCACUUUUAGGAAUGGAUAAUUUGAAUAUCCACCUGGAUACUCCGACAGAGAUCCUCCAUACAGUGCUACUGGGCGUUGUCAAAUACUUCUGGGGCCAGACAAUUUUCUUACUCGACAAAGCAAAAACACUUGAUACAUUCCACCGCCGUCUUGACUCUUUUGACAAAGAAGGUUUGAAUGUGCCAUCCAUGAGUGCUGACUACAUCUGUUAG
Messenger RNA from Serpula lacrymans var. lacrymans S7.9, 1260 nucleotides. RefSeq lists its product as uncharacterized. The record is from RefSeq and is a predicted model, not a curated record. The coding region runs from base 1 to 1260 and encodes 419 amino acids. The transcript is spliced from 13 exons. NCBI's taxonomy places the organism in Eukaryota, Fungi, Basidiomycota, Agaricomycetes, Boletales, Serpulaceae.